CUGUUUGCAAAUGUAGCACAAUUCUAAGUUUAUUUAUAGUUAUCACAUGGAAGCUUCUGCAGGCAAUGGCCAAUUGCUUGCGCUAUGCUGUCCGCAUAAUUGCCAAUAAUGCUGCUGCUGCUGAUGGUGAUGAUGAUGAUGUUGCUGCUGUUGUGUAUGAGAAAUGCGUUGAGCAAGUGAAUGCGAUGGCCGCUGGCCCUGACCAUGACGUCAAUGCGGCAAACAUACGCACUACGCACGCUGCUAAUGAUGAGGUGUCAACGGCACGUGAACAACAACAGCAACAACAGCAGCAGCCGGCACAUUCAUCUAGUUCUAGUCUACAAAAGCGCAAUCGCUGCUUGACAACAACAAGCCGUAUAAUGUUGCUGCCGGCAACUGCAACUGGCAAGUCUGGCUGGCCAGCAUUGAUGACUCUGUUAAUUGCAUUGCUGUUGAGCAUGCGCCUGGCAGCGGCUGGCACCUGCUGGCAAACGCAACAGAGUCAUGAUAAAUGCAGCAACCUCUAUUCAACAAACAUCACAAAAUUGGAAUGCUGUGGCGCUAGCCAAACCUUUUCGUAUACGGAUCGUGAGCUGUCCAACGUGGAGCAUUUUUUUGCAACUGCGAUUGGAGGCGGCGUUGAAUGUGCGCCGUGCAUGGAGAGCUGCAAGAGCUUUAAAUGUGGUGCAAAUAAAAAGUGUGUGAAGCGCAAAGGGCGGCCAAAGUGUGUCUGCGCGCCUGAGUGCGGCGCAACAUUGCGACGAAAGCAGCGACAACAGCAGCAGCAGCAGCAGCUAGAGAAAGCGGCAAUGGCGUUGCGUGGCUCACGUAGUCUAAGUAGUGAAAUUAUAAACACCAAUUUAGAUUUAGAUGGCGCCAAACGCCAGCAUAAAAAUAACAACAACAAUGGCGCUGAUAACCAAAGAACACAACAACAACAGCAGCAGCAGCAACAGCAACAGCUACAGCCAAUGCCAAAGCGAGCGAGUCAUAGAAAACAGGGCGAGACAAAGCAUAGAAGACUUUUGAUUAUAGACAACAGCAAUUUGCAAGAGCAGCCCACAACCAGACGGCUGCACUUGAAGGGUGGAGGCAGAGUUAAAAUGCAGUUGACGCCGUUAGCGAGCAACAGCAACAGCAACAGCAACGAGCGGCGCAGACAUAGAAAAAUCAACAGCAGCAGCAGCAACAAUAACGAGUAUAGCAACAACAACAACAAUGGCAAACACUUAACAAGAUCAAUGACGACGCUAACGUUGGCAACAGGAGCCAAUGACUCGUCCACGCCUGCGCAGACGUUGGCACAGUCUAGACACAACUUGGCAAAUGCUAAUGAACCCGCCAACAACAUUAAUAGACAGUCAGAGCAGUCGCAGCAGCAGCAAGACAAUGCCAAAGCUCGACUCAGACAUCAGCAACAACAACAACAACAACAGCAUGCUCCAAAUCAUGCACAACAAUACGACAAUGGCAGUGAGCAACAGCAGCAGCAGCAGCAGCGCAGGCGUAAGCAUAAGCACAACCACAAGGAUCAGCGCACAGCAGCAGCAGUGGCAGCAGCAACAUUGCUGACAGAAAAUACCACAAUGUCUGUGUCUGGGUCUCGCUCUGAGUCUGGCGCACAUCAACGUCUGUUGUUGACUGAACACGGAAGUGCAACGGCUGCGUCAUCGGGCCACUUGGCUAAUGUUGAUGAUUUAGCAUAUCUGCCUGGAAUUUAUGAGCCAGCAGCAGCAACAUUGCAACAGCAACAGCAACAUAUAAAUCCGGUUUGUGGCAACGAUGGACGCACCUACAAUACUGAAUGCCAGCUGCGCAAACGCGCCUGUCGCACCAACAACGCCCAACUGGAGGUCGCCUAUCGUGGCCACUGCAAGACCAGUUGUCAUGGUGUGCAAUGUCUGAAUGGUUUAAUCUGCGUAGAGGAUCAGAAUAUGAUGCCACACUGCAUUGCCUGCCAGAUCAAUUGUCCUUGGGACGAUCAAGCUGUGGAGCUGGCGGAGGAGCACGCUGUGUGUGGUGUUGAUGGUCAAACAUACAGGAGCAUUUGUGAUAUAAAUCGUAUGAUUUGCCAAAUUGGACGUUCGAUUGCUGUGGCAUAUCCGGGACCAUGUCGAGCGGACCGCGUCACCUGUGCGAACAUCAAGUGCGGCCCCAAGGAUACCUGUCUGCUGGAUCUGCAAACGCAGCUGCCGCGUUGCGUCUCCUGUCGCUACAAAUGUGCACGCAAGCAACAGCGCUCGCCCUACAAUGUGGACAAAAUCUGUGGCAACAACAAUCACACAUAUAACUCGUAUUGCGAAAUGCGCAAGGACUCCUGCGCUACGGGUUACUACAUAGGCGUGCGCUCAACGGGCGUCUGUUAGAACAAAAAGAAACAAAUAACUUAGCAAAAUAUCUUAAUAGAAAUCACAUUUAGCAUAUGCAUAUUAUAUAUCUAACGUAUAUAUAUAUAGCGACGCAUAUAGCGCGCCACAUUUCUCUGUGUAGUUCCAGCAUCCAAAGAUUCUCGUUGUUUGCUUUUGCUUAUUUUGUUUGGCAGCAACAACAACAAAUUAUUUAUGUAACAACAACCACAUAUCUUAAGAGGCUUUUCGUAUUAAACAAAACACACACAUACACACACACACACACACACAUAAACUAAUUAAUUUAUAUAACAAUUGAUUG
Drosophila busckii is the source of this 2652-nucleotide messenger RNA. RefSeq names its product AF4/FMR2 family member 4 (gene Fs). Gene Ontology annotation, molecular function: collagen binding; protein binding; calcium ion binding. Bases 66 to 2348 code for a protein of 760 amino acids. Gene Ontology annotation, biological process: anatomical structure development. The transcript is spliced from 7 exons. NCBI's taxonomy places the organism in Eukaryota, Metazoa, Arthropoda, Insecta, Diptera, Drosophilidae. The record is from RefSeq and is a predicted model, not a curated record.